AUGGCAACUGGUCUCAAAGGCAAGCAAUCUUGGCUAACCAGGCAAGGGACCCAGCUACAGGAUUCCGUCAAUCGACUCGAGCAGCUCAGUUCCUCACAGAAUCCGGAUCCGAAAAAGCUCUACAUUGAGCUUCGACAAGGGACGAAGGAACUGGAACUGAAGCGUGAGGCUCUGGAGAAGGCUUUGGAAAGCUUCACAAAAGCAGCUGAUUCGGCAGCUCUCAACGAGGAGAAUCAGGAAAAAGCACAAUCCAACAUCACAACGGCACAGGAGAUCCUUGAAAGGGGUCAGGAUCUCUCCGUACGACUACUAAUACGACUCGAAGAAUUCGAAGCCACGAAAAUCAAGGACGCUCACGAAGACAACGGUAGAAAACCGCAUCUACCGCCCCUUCAAAUCCCUAAGUUCAAGGGACAAAUCUGGGAAUGGGACCAAUUCUGGGGAAUUUUUUCGACCACAGUCCAUGCCCAGGAAAUCAGCAAAAUCGAGAAAUUCACAUAUUUGCUCGAUGCUCUACAAGGACCAGCCCGAGAAGCGGUCCAAAAUCUGCAAAUUUCAGCAGAGAACUACGACCUCGCCGUGGACACCCUCAAGCGGAAAUACGGCAACGAGGAAGCCAUCAUAGGACGUCUGCUAUCGUCACUACAGGCAGUCCAAACGCAUGGCUCCAGCACGACCGAUCAACGUCGGAUUCUGGAGAAAAUAGCACCGAUCAUCUCUCAACUUCAGCAGAAAGGAGAGUGGAUCGACACACAGCAGAUGAAGCGAACGAUUCUGGGAAAAUUCUCGGAAAAGGUACAGCGUGCAGUCCUGAAACGAAGGAAACGCUCUUCGUCGGGCACAGACUCCGAAACGUGGACAACACAGGAACUUUUGCAUGAGUUGCACGACUACUUCCAAACAGAGGAAGAGAUCCAGCACAGCAAAGGAUUCUCGGAAAGCCCAACUCAUCCUCAGGUUCCACGCACCACGACAAUGAGGAAGCCGUUCGGCAAUGCUCGAGAAGUGGCUCGAGAAAUUCCGAAGAAAUUUCCAUGCUUCUACUGCCACCGAACGGACCAUAUCCCAACAAACUGCACAGAAUUCGCAACCUACGCGCAAAGAAUGGCACAAAUUCAGCAAAGGAAUCUGUGCAGAAACUGCGGUUCCAAUACCCACAAUGCUGCAGAUUGCUCACGAGGAGCAUGUCGGAAAUGCAGCAAAAAAGGACAUCACACUUCGGUCUGCCGGCAAUUCGGACUGAAAGAGAGCGAGCCAGCUCGACAGCAUACCAACUUCAAAGGAAAUGCUCAGGAAUCUUCACAAGCGAAAAGGAAAUCUUCCACAUCACAGAAUUUCGCUGCUGUCGUCGCUCACCAGCAGUCGACGACUUGUCUCUUAGGGAAGGACAAGAUCUCACAGAAUCUGGAAGAGCAGCACUCUCACACCCAGGCCAAUGUACUCGUGGGCAAAGCCCGAGUAUGGAACGCAAAAACCGAGGGUUUCGAGGAUGUGCACCUCAUCCUAGACACUGGAGCGGAUCGAUCCUUCAUCACGACGGACUACGCCGACAAGCUAGGACUACAGAGCACAGGAUCGCUCCAGCUGACCAUACACACGUUUGGCAGCAACGUACCAAUGGAGAAAAUGUGCCCUCUCACCUCGGUCGAGCUAGAGGAUCGCAAAGGAGAGCGACACGUCUUCAAUGUGGCUAUGGUCGACUUCAUCUCAGGAGAUCUUCACCGGACUCCCCUCAGUAAGGACGACCACGCAUACCUUGCACAGCACAACAUUGCUUUAUCCGUUUCUUCGCAAGAGAAAGUGGUAGCACCGCGCAUACUACUCGGAUGUGACGAUGUCUUCACGCUGUUUGGAAGACACUGUAUCCCACCCUCAUGA
Messenger RNA from Ostertagia ostertagi, 1878 nucleotides. Lineage: Eukaryota; Metazoa; Nematoda; Chromadorea; Rhabditida; Trichostrongylidae. The record is from the annotation of a GenBank genome assembly.